AUGAGUUUCCUCAGCUCCAUGCAACAAUAUGUAACAAGUGGCAUCUCCAGUUUGGGACUCGGCAAUCGUCGCUUCUCACUGUCGCGUCAGGAGUCAAGUGAACAGCAGGCAAAUGCUGCAGGCGUUGCCGCUGCUACUGCACAACAGUUGCUGCCACAGCAGCAGCAGCAACAACAGUUGCAACAGCAAGUGCAACCACAGCAGCAACUGCAACAGCAGCAGCUGCAACAACCACACCAACAUCCGCCGUUGCAACAACAAACCAGCAUUGGCAGCGGUUUGGGCUUAAGUGGCGUUGGUGCAACUGGCACUUGCAACGUUUAUGGGGCACCCACUCAACCCACCGCGGGCGUAACAGCAACAACCGGAGGCGGUAAUUACCCCGCCGGCGGCGUCGUAAUCGGCAACCCAAAUGCCACUAAUCCAUUACUAGGGUAUCCCAAGGGAAGCAGCUCGGCGACUGGAGGCAACUCAUCCGCCGGGAGCACACCCAUUAAUUCGCGUCGCCAAUCACGCGCCCUGGAGUGUUUGGCGCCGCCUCGUACGGGUUCAUUUCGUAGCCGGAAUUCGCCACUGCAUCAACCGGAUCCGCCGCCUCGACCACCGCUGGCAUUUUGCAAGCGUCGACUCAGUUGGCCCGAGGUCGAUCCACGUUCCAACUCUGGUGUGCAGGAAACAGAUGGCUCGUAUUUUGAGAAUUUUACAUCGUUGGGAUGGAAACGUGAAAAUCGUCGGAUGUCGGCAACGCGUGCGGCCGAAUCACGUGCCGAGGCUAAUCCAGAAAAUGAACGUGAUCCGCCAGCGCCGGAGGAGUCCAUUGACCGGCAGGAUGAAAAGGAGAAGCUCUACGUGGAGGUGUUGCAUACGAUUGCCAACACUGUGGGAGCGCCAGCGCCAGGUGGACAGUUUGCGCAUUAUAAGGAUGAAAUGUAUCUGCAUGCCCAGCGCGCCUUUGCUGUCAAUCCGGAUCGUCAUUAUCGCCUGCUGCAUGCCUCCGCCGAGGAUAAGCCGAAGAUAAUCGUCCUCUCAGCGGUCGUCAUUGAGGCGGACGGCCUCGAGGCAAAGGAUGCCAAUGGCUUCUCGGAUCCAUAUUGUAUGCUGGGCAUACAGCCGGACGGCGGUCCGCCCGUGUCGCCGCUGCCGCUGCCGCCGACUCCGCGCGCCCUCUCCGCGGAUAUGAGCGGUGGCUUCGAUAACAGUGCCACAGAUUCGCCACCGCAUCGCAAGCACAGCUUUCGCUUGAGCUUCAAGCGGCGCGAGGCGACGGGAGGUCGACGGGAGCAGCGCGACUCUCUGGGCGGCCCGGUGCCCGCCAAGCUCAUCAAGGCCACCAGCAUUAAGCCGCACACGCUUAGCCCCAAAUGGAAUGAGAAAUUCAAAUUCGACAUCGAUGACAUCAACACGGACACCUUUCACUUGGACAUUUGGGACCACGAUGACGAGAGCUGCGUCAUGGACGCCGUCUCGCGACUGAACGAAGUGCGCGGAGUCCGAGGAUUGGGACGCUUCUUCAAGCAGGUCUGUCAGUCGGCGCGUCAAGGCUCACAGGAUGAUUUUCUGGGCUCGGUGAAUAUACCGAUUUCGGAUAUACCCUCAACCGGCUUGGAUGCCUGGUUCAAGCUGGAGGCACGCAGUCAUCGCAGCACGGUGCAAGGACGCAUCCGCCUCAAGUUGUGGCUGUCGACGCGCGAGGAUCGCGGCAAUGCUGCCGAGGAGAACAACGAGCAGCAGAUGCGCAAGGUCGAGCAGCUGCAAAUGGUGUUCAUGCAACACGAGGUCACCACCCAUGAACCCUCCUGGACCUGGUGCGGAGAUCUGCCCGGUCCGGCACUCACCAUACUCCAUCAGCUGGCCGUGCAGUCGGAACUCAGUGAUCUGCAGUGCGCCAUGGCCAGAUAUGUGGCGGCCGCUCGACUGAAUCGCUCGACACCGUUGGAUCCGAAGUUCUUGCACCGCCUGCUGAGCGAUGUGGAGAAGCAAUGGAAUCAGCCCAAUCAGGAGGCACUUACCCGCGAACUGGAGCAAUGGCUGGCGGAGGCAAUGAAUGGGUUUGUGGAGCGCUCAUUGAAUCAGAUACGGCGACAUCGCGACAUCUUUCCGGCCCUGAAUCCGCCCUCGCUCAUCCGGCUGGAGUUCCUGCUGCGCUGUCUGGGAUUACUGGGCUCCAUGCGAGCCUUUCGUGCUGUGUGCCCAUUCAACAAGGGAGUACGCGGUGAGGUGGUGAAUGCAUUGCGCAAGGGCUCCAUCAUGUGGGGACAGAAUGUGCUGCGGGAGUCGCAGUGUUUGCCCAAUCCAUUAUCGAAUUUCGUAACAACAUUAACCGCCGACAUCCAGCUGGGCCAGACAUACUAUCAUGCCCUAUUCGACAACACGAAUGGCAUUCAGUACUUCAGCAUCAUCUACAAGCAGUACGAUGCGAUGGUGGGAGAGGAGCUGUACACCCGGAUGGCAGCUGGCCAGGUGCCCGGCGUGCGGAUGAAUCUGUCGCAGUACGCCGUACUCGAGGGCGAUGCGGAGCCGGUGGACACGAAGCCAUUCGAGUUGUUUCUGGCACUGCAGGAAUUCUGUCAGCUGAAGCGGCAUUUGUCCGCCCAACCGCAACCGCCGGAGAAACCGCUGGCGCUGAGCAACAGCCACGAGUGGUUUAUAUCGACCUUCGAGCGUUGGAUGAUGAUUAGCAAGGCGAAGGCGCUGCAAAGGAUUCGGGCGGCCAUUCGCAUGGAUGCGAUUUGUGAGGGCGAACGCAUUGUGCGGUACAGUAGCUCCUCGGUGGACACGGCCAGCACACUGCUGAACAUCAAGGAGUUCUGGAAGGUCAUCAAUUGGCCGGACGAGGAUACGGCCAUUAUGCUGGAGUCCCAACUCAUCGAUGUCGUUUGCUCCGCCGCCAUGCACUAUUGUGAUCUCAUUCACACCACACUGGCGGACAGUGGUUACUAUGAGCAACAAGGACCGUUCCGCUGCUCCGAUGAUAUGUGUGUUACGGUUAAUAAUGUGGAGUAUGUGCGUCGCACGCUGGCCGAGUUCCGCUCGGAUGAGCAGCCAUUGGAGGAGUCGGCGGAUAAUCUGCUGGAAUCCAGUCUGACUCACAUGGAGAAUCGCUGUGAACGCAUUUUAUCCAAGCUAGCGCCUUUGAUGCAAAUGUCCUUACAGAAGGCCGUAUUCCAUUUGGCCUGGUCUCCAGACUCCUUGCCCGCUAAUCAAGCCAUUGUGCCGCUCCUGGAAUAUCUGGACUGUCAUCUAGCCGCUUUAAAUAGCGCUUUGCUAACCAAGAACUUCAAUCGUUCGCUGCGUUUCAUCUGGAAGACGGUGCUGGGCGAGAUGUCCCGCCAAAUGGAGACCGGAGAUGAGACCGACAAACCGACACACUUUCACAAGCGUUUAUAUGAGGCACUGCAGCUGCUGGUGGACUUCUUCCAUGCCGAGGGACAGGGAUUGCUGCUGGAGUGUCUGCACACGGAGGAUUUCUGGCGGAUCGAGCAACGUUUGCAGUUCCACAAAACGGACACGGAUCGUUUGAUCGACAUGUUCUAUCUGAAUCGAUUACGGGAACAACUGGUGGCCGUCAGCCCUGGUCCUUAUGGAUCCCUGGCUGUGCGCGCCUAUUUCAAUCACGACUCCCUGUGCGUCGAGGUGUUGCACGCUCGGGAUGUGGUGCCCCUCGAUCCGAAUGGCUUCAGUGAUCCCUUUGUGGUCAUCGAGAUGCUGCCUCGUCGCAUCUUUGUCCACUGCAUGGAGCAGCAAACCAAUGUGCAUAAGCGCACUUUGAAUCCCAUUUUCGAUGAAUGCUUUGAGUUCUCGGUGACGCUGGAGCAAUGUCUGAGCGAUGGGGCAAUGAUUUGUUUUACGGUCAUGGAUCACGAUGUGCUCACGGCGAAUGAUUUUGGAGGCGAGGCCUAUUUGGCACUGGGCAAUAUACCCGGCGUGGCGGAUUACAGCACCAGUGUGGAUAACUUUCAUGGACUCAAGCAGAUUGAGUUGCCGUUGAUGCAGCAAAAGGAUAAAUGCAAUCCAAUUUUGCAAAUCCUCGAGCUGCGCAUCAAUGACAAACAGGCACAGGACUUUGUGCGCAAACAGAAGGCUCGUUUCAUCAAUUGAUUCUAUGUGCAGAUCCAGGUGAGCAUCGUUUGAAAAACGUCUCUCCAAAUGGCGACAGCAAGCAAUCAAAUUGCAUUGGAAACUACAAAAAAUUAAAAGUGUAUAAAGUAAUUAACAAAAAAAAA
Messenger RNA from Drosophila innubila, 4223 nucleotides. RefSeq names its product BAI1-associated protein 3 (gene unc-13-4A). Lineage: Eukaryota; Metazoa; Arthropoda; Insecta; Diptera; Drosophilidae. The record is from RefSeq and is a predicted model, not a curated record. Bases 1 to 4098 code for a protein of 1365 amino acids. The transcript has 10 exons.